GCUCGGGAUCCUCCGUCCUGGAUUCAGCCAUAUUCCCAGCGCUCCGCCACACCGGCAACCGCCUCGACCUCUUCCCAAACCGCCUGCAAUCCCGCGGCGAGCUCCUUCCCGGUGCACUUGGAUAUUUUGAGUCCCGCGCGGCUGCUCCUGGAGCUCCCGGAGCCGGUCCUGGCCCGACAUACCGAGCGGCGGACAUGGAGCAGCGGCGGCCGACCUGAGAGUCGACGGUCCGCCCGACAUCCCGAUCCUUAGAGGAAAGAGCAGAUUUACCGGAUUAAAGCUGAUGCGGAGGGUGGAGAGACGCGGGCCCUCAGGCUGCUAACCGACGGCAACCGACGGUAACCGGAGGAUACUCGGCGACGCUCCGACCACCCCGAGGCUCAAAAUGUCGGGAAGCUUUUCCCGGAGCUAACAGCUAACGGCUAACAGCUAGCAGGCUGAGCUCGGACCUCCGGCAGGAAACGGAGCUUCGGCGGCGGAUACACCCGGACUGAGCGGCGGGGGGGCGGCGCAGGGCGUCCCAGAGAGUCCGGCAGAGACCAGCGGCAAAGACCAGCAGCAGCAUGUCGGCACAGGAGCGGCUGAAUCGGCUGGAGGGGCUGCUCCUGGAGCAGAAGGCGGCGGGCUGCCUGAGCGUGGAGACACUGCUCGACCUGCUGCUCUGCAUCUACACCGAAUGCUCCAACUCCCCGCUGAAGAGGGAGAAACACAUCACCGACUUCCUGGAGUGGGUGAAGCCUUUUACCACCACAGUCAAGGACAUGCGGCUGCACAGAGAUGACUUCGAGAUGCUGAAGGUGAUUGGACGAGGAGCUUUUGGAGAGGUUGCCGUGGUGAAGAUGAAGCACACGGAGCAGGUUUACGCCAUGAAGAUCCUGAAUAAGUGGGAGAUGCUGAAGAGAGCGGAGACGGCGUGUUUCCGUGAGGAGCGUGACGUCCUGGUGAAAGGAGACAGCCAGUGGAUCACCAACCUGCACUACGCCUUCCAGGACGACAACUUCCUGUACCUGGUUAUGGAUUACUAUGUGGGCGGUGACCUGCUGACGCUGCUCAGUAAGUUUGAGGAUCGACUUCCUGAAGAUAUGGCCAAGUUCUACGUGGCUGAGAUGGUGCUCGCCAUCCACUCCAUCCACCAGCAGCACUACAUCCACAGAGACAUCAAACCUGACAACGUCCUGCUCGACGUCAACGGCCACAUUCGCCUCGCAGACUUUGGAUCCUGUCUGCGCAUGAUGGAGGACGGCACGGUUCAGUCCUCGGUGGCGGUAGGCACGCCGGACUACAUCUCCCCGGAGAUCCUGCAGGCAAUGGAAGACGGGAUGGGCCGCUACGGGCCCGAGUGCGACUGGUGGUCUCUGGGCGUGUGCAUGUACGAGAUGCUGUACGGAGAGACGCCGUUCUACGCUGAGUCGCUGGUGGAAACCUACGGCAAGAUCAUGAACCACGAGGAGCGUUUCCAGUUCCCCUCCCAUGUGACUGACGUGUCUGAAGAUGCCAAGGAUCUGAUCCAGCGCCUGCUCUGCUCCAGGGAGCGCCGCCUUGGCCUUAACGGGAUCUCCGACUUCAAGAGCCAUCCUUUCUUCAGCGGGAUCGAUUGGGACAACAUCCGGUCCACCGAGGCCCCCUACAUCCCAGAGGUGUCCUCGCCCACUGACACCUCCAACUUUGACGUGGAUGACGAUGUCCUGAAGAACCCGGACAUUGGACCUCCAGUGUCUCACACUGGUUUCACGGGGCAGCACCUUCCCUUCGUCGGCUUCACCUACACCACCGACAGCUGCUUCUCCGACCAUGGCUCUGUCAGCGGGGCGGGGUUGGGGGUCCGGACGGAGGCCGAUGGCGGAGCGGGAGGGCCGGAGGUGGAAGUGUUUGAGAAGAGGAUCCGCCGCCUGGAGCAGGAGAAACAGGAGCUGAACCGCAAACUGCAGGAGUCGACUCAGGCCCUGCAGGCUCCGGCUCGAGGAGGAACUCUGACUCGAGACAAAGAAAUCAAGAAGCUGAACGAGGAGAUCGAGCGACUGAAGAAGAAGCUGGCAGACUCUGAUAGGCUGGAGCACCAGCUGGAGGAGGCGGUCUCUCUCAGACAGGACUACGAAAGCUCUGCCACCAAACUGAGGAGCCUGGAGAAGCAGGUGAAGAGCCUGCGACAGGAGAAGGACGACGUCCACAAGCAGCUGGCGGACGCCCUGGAGCGCCUGAGGAGUCAGACGAAGGAACUGAAGGAGGCGCACUCGCAGAGGAAGCUGGCCCUGCAGGAGUUCUCCGAGCUGUCGGAGAGGAUGGCCGAGCUGCGCUCCUCAAAGCAGCGCCUGACACGCCAGCUACGCGAGAAGGAAGAGGAGAUGGAGGCGCUGCUGCAGAAGAUGGACACCACGAGGCAGGAGAUCCGGAAGACGGAGAAGAGCCGCAAGGAGCUGGAGGCUCAGCUAGAUGAGGUAAAGGCGGAGGCAUCAAAGGAGAGGAAGUUGAGGGAGCACAGCGAAGUUUACUCCAAACAGCUGGAGGCAGAGCUGCAGAGUCUAAAGUCUCAGCAGGGUCGGGGAGCUGGGGCCGGGGGGGCAGAGUUUCAGCAGGAGCUGUCCCGUCUGAAGGCGGAGCUCGACAAGAAGGUCCUGUUCUAUGAGGAGGAGCUGACGAGGAGGGACUCGGCCCACUCCUCUGAGAUCAAAAACCUCCGCAAAGACCUGCAGGAGUCCGAGGGGGCGCAGCUCGCCACCAACAAGGAGCUGCUGCAGCUCCGAGACAAGCUGGACAAAGCCAAGAGGGACAGGCAGGCUGAGAUGGACGAAGCGCUCGCUGCUCUGAAGGAGAAGCAUGAACGAGAGAAAAACCUGCUGACAGAAGAAAACCGUAAACUGAUGGCAGAGACGGACAAGCUGUGCUCAUUCGUGGACAACCUGACGGCUCAGAAUCGGCAGCUGGAAGACGAGCUGCAAGACCUGGCGUCCAAGAAGGAGAGCGUGGCUCACUGGGAGGCUCAGAUCGCCGAGAUCAUCCAGUGGGUCAGCGAUGAGAAGGACGCUCGAGGUUAUCUUCAGGCUCUCGCCACCAAGAUGACGGAGGAGCUGGAAACUCUCCGCAGCUCCAGCCUGGGAACCAGACCUCUGGACCCCCUGUGGAAGGUGCGGCGCAGUCAGAAGUUGGACAUGUCAGCUCGACUCGAGCUGCAGUCAGCUCUGGAUGCUGAGAUCAGAGCCAAGCAGCUUGUCCAGGAGGAGCUGCGCAAAGUCAAGGCCACCAACAUCAACCUGGAGAGCAAGCUGAAGGAGAUGGAGGAGAAGAGCAAGGAGAUGGGGGAGCAGAUGGAGACCCUGAAAAAGGAGAUGGAGGACAGCCGCUCCCGCUCCGAUAAAGGUCUGAAGCUCCCAGACUUCCAGGACCCCAUCUUUGAAUACUUUAACACGUCUCCUCUGGCCCCAGACCUCACCUUCAGAGCAUCAGUUUGCUCUGCCUCCUCGCUGCUUGCUGUCUGGGAAGAACCUUCAGACAUAGAUGCCACCAAAUCAGAGACCACGCCCCCUUCGCCCUCCACAACUUCCGAGCACGAGGAGGUUAAAGCGGUUCCUUCAAGCCCCUCUCCCACCUACCAGAGCAUAGCGCUGACCACACCAAAGCCCAAAGCACACCAGCUGAGCAUCAAGACGUUCUCCAGUCCGCCUCAGUGCACUCACUGCACCUCUCUGAUGGUGGGGCUCAUCCGGCAGGGAUACGCCUGCGAAGUGUGCUCCUUCAUCUGUCACGUUUCCUGUAAAGACCACGCCCCUCUGGUCUGCCCAAUCCCAGCAGAGCAGGCUAAGAGGCCGCAGGGCAUCGAUGUCCAGAGAGGAAUCGGCACUGCUUAUAAGGGCUAUGUCAGAAUCCCAAAGCCCAGCGGCGUGAAGAAGGGCUGGCAGCGAGCGUUUGCUGUGGUCUCUGACUGUAAACUCUUUCUCUACGACAUCCCGGAGGGAAAGUCCACCCAGCCUGGGGUGGCGGCCAGUCUGGUCCUCGACCUCAGGGAUGAGGACUUUUCCGUCUGUUCUGUCUUGGCUUCUGAUGUGAUCCAUGCAACCAGGAAGGACAUCCCCUGCAUCUUCAGGGUGACCUCAUCGCAGCUGAUCUCGCAGCUGUCUUCCGUGUCUCUGCUCGUCCUGGCAGAGAGUGAGGUGGAGAAGAGAAAGUGGGUCCGGAUCCUGGAGGGUCUGCAGAGUAUCCUGACCAAGAACCUGCUGAGGAGCCAGCAGGUCCACGUUCUGCACGAGGCCUACGAUGCCUCGCUGCCUAUCAUCAAGACCACGCUGUCCGCCGCUGUGCUCGAUCGGGAGAGGAUUGCCCUGGGCACAGAUGACGGACUAUUUGUGGUUGAAGUCACGAGAGACGUGAUUGUGAGAGCCGCCGACAGUAAGAAGGUGCAUCAGAUUGAAUUAAUCCCAAAGGAGAAGAUAAUCGCGCUCCUCUGCGGUCGGAACCGUCAAGUUCAUCUUCACCCCUGGGGGGUGCUGGAGGGUGCGGAGUCCACCUUUGAUGCCAAGCUGGCAGACACCAAAGGCUGCCAGGCUAUGACGACCGGUGUGCUCCGCCCCGGAGGCCCCGCCUGCCUGCUGGCUGCCAUCAAACGUCAGGUUCAGUGCUACGAGAUCACUCCGGCGAAGCCCCAUCACAAAAAGCUGUGGGAGGUGCAGGCUCCAGGUGUGGUGCAGUGGUUGGGGAUGGUCAGGGACCGGCUGUGUAUCGGUUACCCGUCUGGCUUCGCUCUGUUGGCCCUGCAGGGGGAGUCGUCCCCCAUCAGCCUGGUCAGCCCCGCAGACCCGUCGCUGGCCUUCCUGGCGCAGCAGCCGCUGGACGCUCUGCACGCCCUGGAGGGCGGAUCCAGCGAGCUGCUGCUCUGCUUCAGCCAGCUCGGCGUCUACGUGGACGGACAGGGACGCCGGUCCCGGACCCAGGAGCUGAUGUGGCCCGCCACACCGCUCGCUUUCUGCUCUAACUCGUCUCACCUGACGGUGUACAGUGAUUACGGGGUCGAUGUUUUUGAUAUUCACACCACAGAGUGGGUCCAGACCCUCUCCCUCCGCAAGAUCCGACCUCUGAAUGUUGAAGGGACGUUAAACCUGCUGAAUUCAGAACCUCCUCGCCUGAUUUACUUCAGCAACACCUCAUCAGAGGGUGACCUUACCAUCCCAGAGACAUCAGAUCACAGCAGGAAGUUGAUGGUUCGAACUCGCAGCAAGAGGAAGUUCCUCUUCAAGGUUCCUGAGGAGGAGCGACUCCAGCAGAGGAGGGAGAUGCUGAGGGAUCCGGAGCUCCGGUCUAAGAUGAUUUCUAAUCCCACCAACUUUAACCAUGUGGCCCACAUGGGACCAGGAGAUGGCAUGCAGGUCCUCAUGGACCUCCCUCUGAGUGUGAUGCCCUCCUCUCAGGAUGACUCCUUUAAAGACAAGCCCCGCCCCCUCUCCAGUAUCUCCCGGCAACAGAGGAGCAAGUCGCACAUCACGCGCACAGCUUCAGAUUUUGGGGGAGGAGCUUCAUCCCGCAGCAUCUGUGACCCAGAGGAGGCGGACCGAGAGCCCGACUCGGACUCCACCAAACACUCGACGCCCUCCAACAGCUCCAAUCCCAGCGGCCCCCCCAGCCCCAACUCCCCCCACCGCAGCCAGCUCACCCUCGAUGGCCUGGACUCAGAGCCCUGAGGCGACACCCCCACCUGAGAACAGCCUGAUGAAUCAGUCGGGCUGCAGAGAGCUUAGCUUUUACUUUGAGGAUUUUAUUCUGGCGGGGUGUGUCUCAGCUUCCUGCUGCUUUUAUUUUGUUGGAUUUUACCUGCUGGGAAGCUCCACUCCCUGGUUUUAGCCCAUCCCUGCUGACAGCUGCUGUGACCUUUGACCUUUGCUCUGAUUGGCUCUGUGGGACUAGCGCCUCCUGUUCUUGUCUGUGUAAUGACUUCCUGUUGGCGUGCGAGCAGACGGAGGUCUCACUCUGACGGAAAAACACUGAAUUAAUUUUGUUAAAGUUGCACAUCAUCUUCAUCAUUACCACCUUCAUCGUUGUUGUUGUUGUUGUUGUUUAGGGGUAAAAUAAUCUUUGAUUUGUGUCAGUGAUGAUCUUUCCUGUUGCCCCUCCUCUGACUUGGCUCCGCCCUCUGCUCAGGCAGAGACAGGUGAGAGGUGGGGGGGGGGUCACACCUGAACACUACUGCUUUGUUUCUUCCAGAAUCACCAGUUAAAGAAUCUUUGUAAUGAUAAACUAUUAGUGGCCAAAAACACAAUAAAAGAACCUGAAGAGAAA
Molecule: messenger RNA, 6261 nt
Organism: Archocentrus centrarchus (flier cichlid)
Lineage: Eukaryota; Metazoa; Chordata; Actinopteri; Cichliformes; Cichlidae
Gene: cdc42bpb
Product: CDC42 binding protein kinase beta (DMPK-like)
Biological process (GO): actomyosin structure organization; peptidyl-threonine phosphorylation
Cellular component (GO): cytoskeleton; cytoplasm
Molecular function (GO): ATP binding; protein serine/threonine kinase activity
Source: RefSeq, a predicted model, not a curated record